AUGGGUGUGGUGUCGUGGAGAUGGUCGUGGAAUUGAGGUGGCUUCGUGGUUACUAGCGGAACAUCGGCCCUCUUGAUCAUGGUUGUGAACGAUCUUCACGAGCUUGCAGAGGAGAGAGGAGGGUGAACGAAUGGAUAGUAAAGGGGAUGGAGACCACACCCCCUGUCACUCUUUCAGGUGCAACCUGAACCCGGUCAAUCACUGUUUCUUCCCUGACCGGAAGAUCUCCAUUUUUUAUCCAUUUCCCGUUGGAUAUUUCUCUUUCCGGUCAUCCUCUCAGGCUAUGCUAUCACCAUCUCCGGCCGACGCAGCUCACGGCUUCCGCCAGGACCUUUCCCUUUUCCGAUCAUCGGAAACCUUUUACACCUCAGUGACAAACCGCACCAAUCUCUUGCCACACUCUCCAAGCGUUACGGUCCUUUAAUGACGCUUAAGUUUGGAACUAGAACAACCAUAGUCGUUUCGUCACCAGAUAUUGCCAAAGAAUUUCUUCAAACACAUGACCACUCGUUCUCUAGCCGAUCAGUACCAGACGUUGCUAAAGUGGUUGAUCACGAAAAGUACUCGAUAGUGUGGCUUCCAGUCGGAGAAAAAUGGCGAAAACUACGAAGAAUAAGCAAAGAGUAUGUGUUCUCCAUGCAACGUCUAGAUGCUAGUGAACUCCUACGCCAGACCAAGGUAAAAGAACUUGUUGAUCACGUUGACCGUUGUUGUAUAAGUGAAAAGGCCGUAAACAUAGGUGGAAUUGCAUUUACGACAUCAUUUAAUUUUCUCUCAAACUUAAUGUUUUCUACGGAUUUCGCUCAAUAUGAUUCUUCGUAUUCACAAGAAUUCAAGGAUGAUGUAUGGGCUUUACUGGAAAUUGGAGGGAAGCCAAAUAUAUCCGAUUUUUUUCCGGUACUUAAAUUCUUUGAUCUUCAAGGAUUAUUACGGCGUGGAAAUUUGCAUGGUAACAAGAUAUUGACCAUAUUUGAUAAUGUAAUCGAUAAACGUUUGCAAACAAGAUCAACUUCAUUGAGAGAAGAUGAUGUGUUGGACUCGCUGCUCAACCUCAACCAAAUGGAUGAAUUCGCGUUCAGUCGGAAUGACAUGAGACAUUUGUUUUUCGCUUUAUUUACUGCUGGAACCGAUACGACAUCAACCACGUUGGAAUGGGCCAUGGCUGAGCUUAUUCACAACCCAGAUAAAUUGGCAAUGGCUCGGUCAGAGAUUAUCAAACUUAUGGAAAACAAGGAGAAAAUAAUACAAGAAUCAGAUAUCUCUCAACUCCCUUACCUACAAGCUGUUAUAAAAGAAACUCUUCGAUUACAUCCUCCAGUCCCUUUUCUAAUUCCUCACCAAGCCAUCCACGACAUAGAAAUCCAAGGCUUCAUGGUGCCUAAAAAUGCACAGAUCCUUUGUAAUUUGUGGGCAAUGGGGCGAGACCCAAAAGUUUGGUCACAUCCAAAUACAUUCAUGCCAGAGAGGUUUCUGGAAGUGAAUGUUGACUAUAGAGGCCAAGAUUUUGAGCUCAUUCCUUUUGGUGCUGGGAGAAGGAUAUGUCCGGGAUUGAAUAUGGCACAUAGAAUGUUACACAUAAUGUUAGGUUCUUUGAUUCAGAAGUUUGAUUGGAAACUUGAAGGAAACAAGAAAGCACAAGAUAUGGAUAUGGGGGAAAAGUUUGGGAUCACGUUGCAAAGGAGUGCACCGCUCAAAGCUAUUCCACUUAAACUUUAAUAUUUCUUAAAUAGCUAUAUUUGCAUAAAAAUAAUAAUAAGAAUAAGAUCCUUGUGAACUAAUUUGCAUGAUGACAUGUCUGUUUACAUACA
Messenger RNA from Helianthus annuus (common sunflower), 1808 nucleotides. RefSeq names its product cytochrome P450 76T24. The record is from RefSeq and is a predicted model, not a curated record. Gene Ontology annotation, molecular function: iron ion binding; heme binding; oxidoreductase activity, acting on paired donors, with incorporation or reduction of molecular oxygen. The transcript has 4 exons. NCBI's taxonomy places the organism in Eukaryota, Viridiplantae, Streptophyta, Magnoliopsida, Asterales, Asteraceae. The coding region runs from base 424 to 1716 and encodes 430 amino acids.